GUACAUCAAAUCUAAGCCUUCAGAGGGAUUGUUCUUUGGAGCUGCUUCUCCAGUUCAUCUAAAAGCUUUUAGUGAAUCAGAUUGGGCAACGUGUCCAAAUACUAGAAGGUCCACUACAGGGUUUUGUGUAUUUCUUGGAUCAUCCCUCAUUUCGUGGAAAUCCAAGAAGCAAAGCACUGUUUCCAGAUCUUCCACCGAGGCGAAAUAUCUUGCCCUAGCAGCCAUUGCAAAUUUCCUACGACUUCUCCCUGUCCGGUCGGAUGAACAGCUGGCCGACAUCUUCACCAAAUUUCCCCGUCGUGUGCGGUUCAAAUCCAUAGUUCCCAAGCUUGGAUUA
Messenger RNA from Vigna umbellata (rice bean), 337 nucleotides. NCBI's taxonomy places the organism in Eukaryota, Viridiplantae, Streptophyta, Magnoliopsida, Fabales, Fabaceae. The record is from RefSeq and is a predicted model, not a curated record.